This is a messenger RNA of Charadrius vociferus (killdeer), 2563 nucleotides long. RefSeq names its product cadherin 19, type 2 (gene CDH19). Gene Ontology annotation, molecular function: calcium ion binding; cadherin binding. The coding region runs from base 116 to 2452 and encodes 778 amino acids. The record is from RefSeq and is a predicted model, not a curated record. Gene Ontology annotation, cellular component: catenin complex; plasma membrane; adherens junction. Gene Ontology annotation, biological process: cell-cell junction assembly; calcium-dependent cell-cell adhesion; adherens junction organization. The transcript has 12 exons. NCBI's taxonomy places the organism in Eukaryota, Metazoa, Chordata, Aves, Charadriiformes, Charadriidae.
AUAAUGAGACAAUACUAGUCACCAUGAUAGGCAGCAGUCUCAGCAAAGAGUCAGCUUAAACACUGUGAACACUUUUCUUCCUUUAAAUGAAAAUUGAUUGAAAGAAGGGUUCAGCAUGAAUUUCUCUUCAUUGCUACCUCUCGUGCUGAUGCUGAUUCAACUUUGGCCUUGCUCUCUGGGCAUGCAGAACCACAGCGCUCGAAACACAGAUCAGUCUCUCACAGCAGUUCGAAGAGUGAAACGUGGCUGGGUAUGGGAGCCACUUUUUGCAACUGAGGAACAGACUUCAACGGUGCCUGUGUAUGUUGGACAGCUGAAAUCAGAUUUAGACAAGCAGGAUGGCAACCUACAAUACAUUUUGACUGGCGAGGGAGCUGGAACCAUUUUUAUCAUUGAUGAAUAUAAUGGAAAAAUUUACGUGACACAAAAGCUGGAUCGAGAAAAGAAAUCCUUCUACACUCUGAGAGCACAAGCAAUUAACAGGAGCACUCAGCUUCCUGUUGAACCCGAAUCAGAAUUUAUUAUCAAGGUUCGAGAUAUCAAUGACCAUGAACCACAAUUCUUGGGUGGACCUUAUGUGGCCACUGUUCCAGAGAUGUCACCUGAAGGUACUUCGGUUACACAGGUAACAGCUACAGAUGGUGAUGAUCCUUCUUAUGGGAAUAGUGCCCGUCUGCUUUACAGCCUCAUUCAGGGACAGCCUUAUUUCUCUGUGGAGCCAAAGACAGGGGUCAUCAGAAUGGCUUCCCAAAUGGAUAGAGAAACAAAAGAACAGUAUUUGGUCAUCAUCCAAGUGAAAGAUAUGGUUGGACAAGCAGGGGCAUUUUCAGCAACAGCUACUGUCACCAUCAACCUCUCCGACAUCAAUGACAAUCCACCUAAAUUUCAACAGCGACUCUACUAUAUGAACGUCUCUGAAGAGGCUCCUGUGGGCACUACUGUAGGCAAAGUCUUUGCAGAAGACAGUGACAUAGGGGAGAAUGCAGCCAUGAACUAUUUCAUUGAAGGAGAUAGCUCAGAUGUUUUUGACAUCAUUACUAACAAUGAGACUCAAGAAGGAAUUAUCUUAUUAAAAAAGAGAGUGGAUUAUGAGAGCAAGAGGAGAUACAGUAUUCAAGCCAAAGUUGUAAACAGGUACAUCGAUUACCGUUUUCUGAAAGAAGGACCGUUUGAGGACAAAACCAUUGUCAAAAUCAAUGUGGAAGAUGCUGAUGAACCUCCAGUAUUCACCUUGGAGAACUAUGUGAUGGAAAUUGCUGAAGGGGCUAUGAGUGGCUCACUGGUGGGCGUUGUAACUGCUAGAGAUCCAGAUGAUGACGACUGCCCAGUCAGGUACGCUAUUGUCCAGGGCAUGCAUUUAAAGAGAUUGUUCAGCAUCAAUGAACACAAUGGAACAAUCAUUACAACUAAACCUCUGGACCGAGAGAUAGCUUCUUGGCACAACAUAACUGUUACAGCUACAGAAACAAGAAAUCCUGAAAAAAUUUCAGAAGCAAAUGUGUAUAUCCAAGUUCUCGAUGUUAAUGAUCAUGCACCAGAAUUCCCUAAAUAUUAUGAAACAUUUGUUUGUGAAAAUGCAGUUUCUGGCCAGCUAAUUCAAAGCAUCAGUGCAGUGGAUCGAGAUGACUCAGCAGAAGGGCACCAUUUUUACUUCUCAUUGGCUCAGGAGGCCACAAACAACUCACAUUUUACUGUCAAAGAUAAUCAAGAUAACACAGCUGGAAUUUUCACAGCAAAAAGUGGCUUCAGGAGGCAAGACCAGUUUUCUUUCUACUUGCCGAUCUUAAUUCUGGAUAAUGGAACCCCACCGCUGACAAGCACAAAUACUCUCACUAUCACUGUCUGCGACUGUGACACUGAAGUUAACACCUUCUACUGUCGAUAUGGAGCUUUCAUGUAUGCCAUGGGUCUCAGCACAGAAGCUUUAGUUGCUGUUUUGGCUUGCAUACUAAUACUCCUAGUGUUCUUUUUGGCAAUUGUAGCGAUAAGGCAGCAAAGGAAGAAGUCUCCCUUUUCAGAAAAAAUGGAAGAAUUCAGAGAGAACAUUGUCAGGUAUGAUGAUGAAGGAGGUGGUGAGGAGGACACAGAAGCGUUUGAUAUAUCAGCACUGAGGACACGCACUGUCAUGCGAACGCACAAACCUCGAAAGAAGGUCACCACAGAAAUCCACAGUCUCUACAGACAGUCUCUGCAGGUUGGCCCUGACAGCGUAAUCUUCAGGCAAUUCAUUUCAGAAAAGCUUGAAGAAGCAAAUACAGAUCCUACAGUUCCUCCAUAUGAUUCACUUCAAACCUAUGCAUUUGAGGGGACUGGCUCUUUGGCAGGAUCCCUCAGCUCUUUAGGUUCAAACAUGUCAGAUGCAGAUCAGAGUUAUGACUACCUUACAGACUGGGGACCUCAUUUUAAACAGCUUGCAGGCAUGUACACUUCCCAUAGAAGCGUGGGGGAUUAGUUACUCUUUGAUUUGUUCCUUUGUUUUCCUAAAUCUCAGCAACCAAAACCAACUGUGGAUUUUGAAAAAGGAGAUCAUCCCACAUUUAAGCAUGCAAAAUAAAAGCCCAAG